UUCAGGCAUUCAGGCUUCGAAGAUGGAAGUUCUGAAACACUUCCCAGAAGAUUUCUCAGAAGCAUUACAAACCAGCUUCUUUAUUUUGAGUUUUUUUAAUAUCAGAUACUUGCAGGAUGAACUCUCAUUUAUACAGAAGAACUGGCGUUUCAGCUACUUAGUCCUAAUUGUGAUCAUCCAUGUAGUCACCCUGGGUCUUCAUCUACCAGAGCUAGUAACGGGAGACGAGAUGUCACAGUUUGCUUAUUUGAUUCCUUCUAUUUUGGUUACUGUGCAUGCUAUCUUCAAGUGUUUUGUUUUGCUACCAAAAACAAAAGAAGUAUCCACAUUCUUAAGGGAACUAGGCUCACUUUGGAGGGUGAAGUUUACUGAAACACAGAAGCAAGAAAAGCAUAAACUACUUUGGAGACUCCAUUUGGUUAACAGAGUUAGCUACUGGAUAUCAAUAUUCGGGACGAGCCAAUACAUGCUGUCACCUUUAGUAGAAACGUUAAUCCGAAAGUUUAUACUAAGACAAGACAGCAAGCUGAUUCUACCAUUUGAUUCAGUCUACCCAUUCAACCCUACCAAGAAUUGGUUGAUUUAUAUCAUCACGUAUAUAUUCCAAUUUUAUUCUUUGUUUCUCCUAGUCACCGUAUACUCUGGCGCUUCAUUGAUAAUGGUAACAUCUUGUGGACUUCUAACGACAGAGUUUAUGAUGCUCAAAGACGAUCUAACUAGAGUAAAGCCUAGGAUGAAAAUAGGAAGAAAUAAAAAAUUAACAAAUGAUGAUGAUGAACCAACUAUAGAACAAUUUGUUGAACGACACCAGAAAUUGCUAAGGCUAUCUCGGCUGCUGGAUAACGCAUUCAACGGGAUGGUAUUCAUAGAUCUAUUGUUUGUUGGGAUCACGGUGUGCGCUUUCGGUUUCAUGGGACAGUUUACACGCAGUACCAUGUACAAGCUACUGAGUUACUUAGGAGUAGUCUCGUCUUUGCUGACCGUUUUGUAUUUAUGUUACUACGGCGAACAGCUUACAAGUGCGAGUGCGACCAUCGGGGAUAUGGCAUACGAGAAUUUGUGGUACAAAGGAGAGAAGCAAUACAAAAUGACUAUUUGGCUGAUCAUCAAAAUAGGACAAAACCCGUGUCGUCUUACAUCUCUACGCUAUGCUGAUGUUUCUUUGAACAUGUUUACAUCAGUAGUAAGUUCUACAUGGUCCUACUUCUCAUUGAUGAACAGCGUCUAUUCAGAGGAAGAAGAUUAA
Molecule: messenger RNA, 1246 nt
Organism: Helicoverpa armigera (cotton bollworm)
Lineage: Eukaryota; Metazoa; Arthropoda; Insecta; Lepidoptera; Noctuidae
Product: odorant receptor 13a
Exons: 10
Coding region: 23-1246 (407 amino acids)
Biological process (GO): sensory perception of smell; detection of chemical stimulus involved in sensory perception of smell
Cellular component (GO): plasma membrane
Molecular function (GO): olfactory receptor activity; odorant binding
Source: RefSeq, a predicted model, not a curated record